ACAAAAUCUUGAUUAUAGUAAUGAACAAUUCAGAAUCGAUUCUAUGCGAUGGGUUAAUUUCUUCAGAAACUUCAAGAGGCCCCUAGACUCCUACUUUCCCUUUUGAAAGGAGUUAAGACCGAAGAGCAAUCGUUAAAAUGGCCAUGAGAUCCACGCUGAACCGAAUCCGAUUCUCAUUGACUGUGACUCGUUCCAUGGAGUCCUCUCGAGGUGCUACUCGCUACUUCGGUGAAGGCAAGGGCCGGAUUCUGAGCGAGGAGGAGCGCGCUGCCGAAAACGUUUACAUCCAGAAAAUGGAGAGGGAAAAGUUGGAGAAGCUGAAGCGAAAGGCGGAGAAAGAAAUGGCCGAGAAAGCAAAAGAGAAUACCGAAAAGAAAUCUGAGGGGACCCAUAAGGAUUGAAAUUUUCAACUGCACGAGCUGAAAACUUCUUGGUUUGGAUACAACGAUGAAGAAUAAAAUGUACCAACUUUUAACUCUUAGCCAAAUCUGGUCUACCGUCUCUGUACAAAGUACGGUUGUGGAUAUCUUGUCUGUUAAAUCCUAAUUAACAUAACGAAAACUACUGUUUGUGUGCAGUUCUUUUUGUGCCCCUGGAAGUGAUUUUGAUCUGCAGUUCCUUCUGUUUUUGCA
Juglans regia (Persian walnut) is the source of this 632-nucleotide messenger RNA. RefSeq lists its product as uncharacterized. Gene Ontology annotation, molecular function: ATPase inhibitor activity. Bases 138 to 401 code for a protein of 87 amino acids. Gene Ontology annotation, biological process: negative regulation of ATP-dependent activity. NCBI's taxonomy places the organism in Eukaryota, Viridiplantae, Streptophyta, Magnoliopsida, Fagales, Juglandaceae. The record is from RefSeq and is a predicted model, not a curated record. The transcript is spliced from 3 exons. Gene Ontology annotation, cellular component: mitochondrion.